Molecule: messenger RNA, 3120 nt
Organism: Plasmodium gallinaceum
Lineage: Eukaryota; Apicomplexa; Aconoidasida; Haemosporida; Plasmodiidae
Product: conserved Plasmodium protein, unknown function
Exons: 2
Coding region: 1-3120 (1039 amino acids)
Source: RefSeq, a predicted model, not a curated record
AUGAGUAAUUUUGUGUCUAACAAUUUGAAUGAGCACAAAAUCUCUUUUAUUCAAAGUAAAAAAGAUAAAAAAAAAAAUAAUGAGAAUAAUGAAAAAGAUAGAUAUAGAUAUGAAUUAAAUGAGCUAGAAUCUUCACAAAAAGAUAGCUUAAUUAUUGAAAAAAAAAAAAAAAAAAAGAAUGAAAAUAGUGUGAACGAUAAUGAUGAGUAUUAUAAAUAUGGAAAAGAAUUAGAUUCUUCAAAAUUUAAUUCUAUUGAUAAUAUACCUUUUAAUAAUGUAUGUUCUAAAUCUAUUGAAGAAAAAGAAAAAGAAGAAAAAAAAGAAAAAAAAGAAAAAAAAGAAAAAAAAGAAAAAAAAGAAAAAAAAGAUAAAGAAGAAAAAAAAAAUAAAAGGAAAGAAAAAAAAAAAAAGAAUAAGAAUAUAGAUAAUGAAAAGGACAUAAAAAAUCCAAUAAUUACACAAAAUAUAUUAGAAGUAGACAAAAUAAAUGAUAAAGAUAAAUUCAUAAAAAACGUUUCACAUAAUAAAGAUCAUUACAACAAUUAUGAUAAUAUAAUAUUAGAAUAUUCUAAAAAUGAAGAAAAUAAUAAUAGUAAAAUUAUAACUAAAGAGAGUGAAAACAAAAAGGGUAAUUUAAAAAAAAAAUUAAGCAAAAAAGAAAGAAAAAAAAAAACAAAUGAAAAUAAUAAUGAUAAUAUUAAUGAAAUAGGAAAAAAAGAUAGUGAUAUUAAUCAGAUAGAAAAAAUAGAUACUACAAUUUUAAAUGAAAAUGAAGUAGUGGGUAGCAAUAAAAAUGAAACACAGAAUGUGUAUAAUAACGAAAAUAAAGAGAAAAAAAAAAAAAAGUUAUCAUCUCCUUAUAUACAAAUGGAAAAUAGAAAUUUAAAAACUUUAGAGUGUUCUAAUAGAAAAGAUAGUGAAAAUAGUAUAUCAGGAAAUGAUUAUAAUAAGAACAAAAAAAAAAAAAAUAUAUUAUAUUGUGAAAAUAUUAAAAAAAAUAAAAAUACAAAAGACAAUAUAGUAGAAAUUUUAAUAAAUAAUUCAAGUGAACAUAUAAAUAGAAAAAAUAAAAAAUAUAUGGAAGACAAUUCUGAUAUGUCUAACAAUUUUGAACAAACAACGAAAAUAAAAAAUGAGGAAAAAAAAAAUAAUGGUUUGAAAUAUUACGGAGAUAAUUUAUACAAUGAAACUGUAGCAUUCGAUGAAAUGAAUAAAACAGUAAUUACAAAUGGAAGAAAACCUAAAGAAAAGAAGAAAAAAAAAAAAAAAGAUAAAACAAAUAAACUAGAUAAUCAAGGGAAAGAAAAAGAAAAAAAAAUAAAUAAGAUAUUGCAAAUAGAAGAAAAAAGAGAAGAAGAAAAUAAAGAAGAAGAAAAUAAAGAAGAAGUAAAUAAAGAAGAACAAAAUAAAGAAGGACAAAAUAAAGAACAAAAUAAAGAAGAACAAAAUAAAGAAGAAGAAAAUAAAGAAGAAGAAAAUAAAGAAGAAGAAAAUAAAGAAGAAAAUACAGAAGAACAUGAAAUAAAAGAGAAUGAAAAAAAAAUAAAUAAUGAAGAAAAAAAUGAAAUAGACCAAUAUAAAUUAAAAAAAAAAAAAAAUUUUGCAAGUAAAAAACUUGAAUGCCAUAAUAAAGAAAAUAUGGAAAAUUUAAAUAAAAAUUUAGAUAGAGAAUUUAUGUAUGAGAAAGAAAAUGAAAAAAUAUUAGAAAAUAAUAGUAAUAAAACAAAAGAAAUGAAUACAAAAACAACACUUGGUGUCAGUAAUUUACAUACUAUGUGUAAUACAAAAGAUAAUGUAAAGCAUUUGGGAACUUAUGAAAGCAAAGUGUGUAUUGUUAAUUCGUUUCAAAAUAUAUCUAGCAUCUCUUCCGAAAUUUAUGAUAAUAAUAAAGAUAGUUAUACCUGUGAAACAUUUAGCUAUGAUGUUAAAAAAUUAUUUGAUUUGUCACUGUAUCUUAAAAAUAACAUUAAAAAUUUUAGAAAUCUUCUAAAAGAACAGAAUUUAGAAAUUUAUGAAAGAAAAUGUAUUAAAGAAAUAAUAAUAUUUCAUAAGUUAAAACUGGAAUACUUAAAAAAAAGUAAAAAGAAAUUUACAGAAGAAAGAGAUUCACGGAAUAGUGAGCUUGAGGAUAAAAAAUUUGAACUAAAUGAUAGUUCAGAAGAAGAUAAAGAAGAAAUAAUUAAAAAUUUCGAAAAGUUUAAUAUAAUAUCAUUAGAAGAAUCAGAAGAAAAUCAUAAUAUUAUAUAUAAUAAUAAAAUUAGCAAAACAAGAAUAAAAAAAGGAAAAAAUAAUGAAACGGAUAAAGAUGAUAUAUCAAAAAAAGUUGAAGAAAAGGAGAAGACAUUAAAUUAUCGAAGCAAUACUAAAUUAUUUAAUAAUCAAAAUCUAGGAAUAAAUAAAAAUUCAAAUAGCUCUUUUGAUUAUUCUUCUUUCGACAAUGAUACAAUAAAUUAUAAAAAAAAUAUAAGCAAAUUAAAUACAUGUGAAAUUAAAAUAGAAGGAAAAGACAACAAUAAACUUAAAGAGGAAAUUGAAAAUAAAGAAAAAAUUGAAAUAAAUAAAGAAAAAAGAUCUAGUGAAAAUAUUUUUGAAGUAAUUUAUAAAUUUUACGCGGAACACCCUAAUGAUGAAAUUAUUAAAAAUAAUUAUGCAUAUACAAAUAAGACAAAUGAAGAUAGUAAAUUAAAAGGAAUGAAUUUAGAAUCAUUUUUAAAUUUUGCAAAACAUUACAAAAUAUUUAAAAGUUUACUUACAAAAAGUGAAUUAGAAAAAAUAUUUUUGAAUGAAACUAAAGGAAACACAUAUAUUCAAGAUAAACAUUUUAAAAAGGUUUUAAUGUUAUGUGCACAAAUAGCAUUUACAAAACCACCUCAUAAAGUUAACUUUACUGAUACUAAGAAAAUUUAUUUUUCUUUAAUUUCCUGGCUUUCUAAUAACUCACCAGAGGAUCAAAAAGAGAAAAUUUUAAAAGCAGCUGCAACAUUAGAUACAACAAAAGAAUAUAAUAGAAUAAUAGAAAAUCAAAACAAUAAUACUAAAAAAUUGACAGAUAACAAAAUAAAAAUGCUGAAAAGUAGGCAAUCUUCCAUUUAUAUUAAUGAUAAAGAUAAAAAAAAGUAA